AUAGAUACGGUGUUUGAAAAUCAAGGUUUUUGUUUGACUGUGAAUGGUGAGAAAGGAGACCUGAAGGGAAAGAAUUAUCAGUUAAAGAUUAAGAAGCUUCCUCAUGAAAUAGACAGUGAUAAAAGUUAUCAUGAGGUGGAUGAGGACAGGGUUUUGUUGUUCUUGAGUAAGAAACAGAACAAAUCCUGGCACCCAGAGCUAGAAAAUGGGCUUGAAACUGCUAAAGAGGAGGAAGAAGAGGGGAACCAGUCGGACGGGAAUCAACAAGGCCAGCAAGAGGGGAACUAGCAGGAAGAGAAGUAGCAUUAGGGAAACCAGUAAAAACCUUGAGAAGGAGGAUCUGUGAUGUAGAUGUAACUAAAUAUUGUGUACAAAUAUAAAUGUAAACUGUGAUUUGAUACAGUGUAUUGUAAAUGUACAUCUUUAUACUCAAGAUAGAUAACUUCCAUGUAUGGAGUCAGUUAUGAAGGUGUAAUUUCUAUUAAUACAAUGCUGUCAAUUAGUUUUGUUUAUUUCUUUAAAUAUCUUGAAGCCUAGUAGCAAUAAAAACAUAUUUGUGAUUGUCACUGUUAUGAUCAGUCAGUGGUUGGCUUCAACAAUUUUUGUUUGCAAUUUUGAUUGAAUCUUUAUCAAACUUUGUUCAAAAUCACCGGUUUUGGUGAUAACCUGGGCCUAUUCCUGGGCAUUUAAACUCCAAACAUGCAUUAUUUUACAACAGC
This is a messenger RNA of Ruditapes philippinarum (Manila clam), 719 nucleotides long. RefSeq lists its product as uncharacterized. NCBI's taxonomy places the organism in Eukaryota, Metazoa, Mollusca, Bivalvia, Venerida, Veneridae. The annotation marks the transcript as partial. The record is from RefSeq and is a predicted model, not a curated record. The transcript has 3 exons.